GAUAUAAUCUAGUUUAAAAUGUAGCACACACGUGUAUUUUCUGUAAUUCCCAUUUUAUAAAAGAAUAAAGUACGAAUAAUAUUAAAACUACGAUGGCUAAUGAAAGCCUAAACAACAGUGCUCCACAAGUACAAAUAAAAUUUCUUACGAAACAGGAACAGUAUGCUGUUCCAGAUUUCCCAUUGUCAGUGCACACAUCCAUUGUAACAAGUGAAUUAAAUACUCUUAUAAAUGAACUUCUAAAAGAGUCGACCAAUAUAAAAAAUGAUAUAGAAUUUGAUUUCUUGGUGUGCUCACAAUUUUUACGCACUUCGUUAAGUGAACACAUAGCUGAAAAAAAUAUUUCUACAGAAGAAGUGAUUAUCGUUGAAUAUGUUGAAAAGUAUCCACCACCAGAACCUCAGGAUUGUCUUUUACAUGACGAUUGGGUAUCUGCCGUUGAUGUUUAUGAAAAAUGGAUCUUGACUGGCUGUUAUGAUAACACAUUACAUAUAUGGACAUCUAAAGGGAAGCAUCAUUUAGUAAUUCCUGGACAUACUUCACCUGUUAAAGCAGUAGCAUGGAUAUCCUUGACUAGUGACACGGCCACUUUUGUUAGUGCAUCUCAAGAUCAAACAGCUAUAAUAUGGGAUUGGAACAUUAUGGAAAAUUCUGUAGAUUGCAUUCAUGUAUGCAGGGGACAUGAACGUGGACUAGAAGCUGUUAAUAUUAAUUACGAUAAGACUAUAAUGGCAACUGGGGCAUGGGAUACAAUGCUUAAAAUCUGGUCUACAGCUAAUCAAGAUGAAAAUGAAGAUGGUGAAUCCAGCUCAAAAAGAUUAAAAUCAGAACAUGGUAAAACAAGGGUACCUAAAAGAACUAUGAAAGGUCACAAAGAAGCCAUUAGUGGUGUAGUAUGGUCAGAUAAAACAGAAAUUAUAACGUCCUCGUGGGAUCAUACGAUGAAAAUAUGGGAUUCAGAAUUAGGAGGAAUCAAACACGAACUGGCUGGAAAUAAAAGUUUCUUUGACCUCGAUUAUUCCCCAUUAAGUCGUACUGUUAUAACAGCAUCAGCCGAUAGGCAUAUUAGAUUAUACGAUCCAAGAUCUACAGAGGGAACACUUGUAAAAGCAAUAUUUACUUCUCACACGCAAUGGGUACAAUCUGUACGAUGGUCGCCAGUGGACGAAACUCUUUUUAUUUCAGGAGCAUACGAUAAUGAGAUGAAACUCUGGGAUACCAGAAGUCCUAAAGCGCCAUUGUUUGACCUUUCUGGCCAUGAAGAUAAAGUAUUAUGUUGCAAUUGGUCGAAUCCCAAAUUCAUGGUAUCCGGAGGUGCGGAUAACACCGUAAGGAUAUUUAAAUCGAAACAUAUUGUUCGUUAAUAGCGAAUUAUUGUUUUAUAACUUUUACAUAUAAUAGAGAAAUGAAUUGUGCAUAGUGCAAAUUAAUAAGAAUAAGAUUCUUUUUAUCAACUUAAUAUUUAUUAUAUUCUAAAUCAAGCAAUAUAAUCAUCUAAAAGAAAUAGACACGUAUCGCCAUCGUGAAACGUACUGAAUCACGAAAUCAUGUACUCAGUGUAAAAUAAUCAAAAGAUAUUGGAUCAAUUUUUUAACUUCAACAACGUAACUUGAAAUAAAUUAAACGUGAAUGCAGAUCGAGAUGAUGUAUA
Messenger RNA from Bombus pyrosoma, 1651 nucleotides. RefSeq names its product ribosome biogenesis protein WDR12 homolog. NCBI's taxonomy places the organism in Eukaryota, Metazoa, Arthropoda, Insecta, Hymenoptera, Apidae. Gene Ontology annotation, molecular function: protein binding. The record is from RefSeq and is a predicted model, not a curated record. The transcript is spliced from 9 exons. Gene Ontology annotation, biological process: ribosome biogenesis. The coding region runs from base 93 to 1364 and encodes 423 amino acids. Gene Ontology annotation, cellular component: preribosome, large subunit precursor.